Messenger RNA from Mangifera indica (mango), 1758 nucleotides. RefSeq names its product putative pectinesterase 10. Gene Ontology annotation, molecular function: pectinesterase activity. Gene Ontology annotation, biological process: cell wall modification. The transcript has 9 exons. Lineage: Eukaryota; Viridiplantae; Streptophyta; Magnoliopsida; Sapindales; Anacardiaceae. The record is from RefSeq and is a predicted model, not a curated record. The coding region runs from base 1 to 1737 and encodes 578 amino acids.
AUGCCGCAUCUUCAACAGUUAUCAUUGCUUAUAAUAUUGAUAUUAUUUUCAUAUACUGUAUGCAUAGCGUUGGAUUGUCAAUCAAAUAAGGUGGCGCAUACCAUUACUGUAUCUCAUUCUGGUCGAGCAAAAUUCACAUCAAUUCAAAAAGCCAUUGAUUCGGUUCCUUCUGGCAAUACUAAAUGGAUACACAUCCAAAUUUAUCCUGGAAUAUAUAAGGAGAAAGUUACAAUCCCAUCGGACAAAUCUUGCAUUUUUCUUGAAGGAUCAAGCAGCAGAAGAACGAUAAUUGAAUGGAGUGACCAUGAACAAACAAAUAGUAGUGCAACUUUCACUUCAUAUCCGAAUAACAUCGUUGCUAAAGGCAUUGCUUUCAAGAAUGCCUUUAACAUACCUUCAUUAAGGCCAGAGGAGACCCCGAUUACACAAGCUUUGGCUGCGAGAAUAUAUGGGGAUAAAUCAGCUUUCUAUAAGUGUGGUUUUAUUGGGGUGCAAGAUACACUGUGGGACGCAACAGGGCGCCAUUACUUCAGCCAAUGUUACAUUGAAGGUGCAAUAGAUUUUAUUUUUGGCGGCGCCCAGUCUAUGUAUGAGAAAUGUUCGAUAAAUGUUACAACUGGAAUAUAUACUCCACAAAAAAAAUAUGGCUUUAUAACAGCGCAGGGAAGAAACUGCUCGAGCGAUCCCUCUGGCUUUGUGUUUAAAUAUUGUACAAUUACUGGGUCUGGCAAAGCUUAUCUUGGGAGAGCUUAUAGACCAUAUUCAAGAGUUAUCAUGAUUAAAUCUACGAUAUCAGAUGUAGUGAUUCCAGAAGGAUGGGAAGCUUGGCACGCCAUUGGCCAAGAACAAAACACUGAAUAUGUGGAAGAAGGUUGUAAAGGACCUGGUGCAGACACGUCCAAGCGAGUGCCAUGGGCAAAGGAACCUUCUGCUGUUGAUAUGACCCAGGAGAAAGUUACAAUCCCAUCGGGAAAAUCAUGCAUUCUUCUUGAAGGAUCAACCAGCAGAUUAACGAUAAUUGAAUGGAGUGACCAUGAAAGUACAGAAUCUAGUGCUACUUUCACUUCAAAUGCGGAGAACAUCGUUGCAAAAGGCAUUACUUUCAAGAAUGCCUAUAACGUACCUUCCUUGAGGCCAGAGGAAAACCCGACAAAACAAGCUUCGGCAGCGAUAAUAUAUGGGGAUAAAUCAGGUUUCUAUAGCUGUGGUUUUAUUGGGGUGCAAGAUACACUAUGGGACGCAGCAGGACGCCAUUACUUCAACCAAUGUUACAUUGAAGGUGUAAUAGAUUUCAUUUUUGGCAGUUCCCAGUCUAUAUAUGAGAAAUGUUUGAUAAAUGUUACAAAUGGAAUAUAUACUCCAGAAAGAACUCAGGGCUAUAUAACAGCGCAGGCAAGAAACUCCAAGAGCGAUCCCUCUGGCUUUGUGUUCAAAUAUUGUGCAAUUACUGGGUCUGGCAAAGCUUAUCUUGGGAGAGCAUAUAGAGCAUAUUCAAGAGUUAUCAUGAUUAGAUGUAGUCUAUCAGAUGUAGUGAUUCCUGAAGGUUGGAAUGCUUGGCACUACGUUGGCCAGGAACAAAAUAUUGAAUAUGUGGAAGAAGGUUGUAAAGGACCUGGUGCAGACACGUCCAAGCGAGUGCGAUGGGCUAAGCAACCUUCUGCUGUUAACAUGACCCAGUUUCUAACGAGAUCAUUCAUAGACCAAGACGGGUGGCUGGCCAAAAUGCCAAUUAAAUAAUAGAUUUACUUUUAUAGUAAU